Cucumis melo (muskmelon) is the source of this 1364-nucleotide messenger RNA. Its product is annotated as ethylene-responsive transcription factor ERF011. The coding region runs from base 289 to 810 and encodes 173 amino acids. The record is from RefSeq and is a predicted model, not a curated record. Lineage: Eukaryota; Viridiplantae; Streptophyta; Magnoliopsida; Cucurbitales; Cucurbitaceae. Gene Ontology annotation, molecular function: DNA-binding transcription factor activity; DNA binding. Gene Ontology annotation, biological process: regulation of DNA-templated transcription. The transcript is spliced from 2 exons.
GAUACGGAAAGGAAGAAAGAAAUAUCAACGUGGAGGGUAAUUGAGAUGACAAACUUGGUGGCAAACUACUACUAGACAUUAGUAUUAACCUCAAACAAGAACAGCGCAAAGAGGAAAAAAAAAAAAAAAAAAAGAACAAAAAACAAAUGCCCACUUCAAAGCCAAACCCUUUUCCCUUAUUCCACAAAAUUCAUACCCAUAUUUUCCCUUUCUUUUUCCUAUGAAGAUUUCGAUUUCGUUUACUUAGUUUUACUCAAACGGGCAUCUGAGAUUUCGAAUUGGGUCGCCAUGGACGGCGGAGGAGUACCAGAAGCUACAAGAAAAAGAUCAGGCCUCGACAAUCAGAGGCUCUACAAAGGGAUAAGGAUGAGGAAGUGGGGCAAGUGGGUGGCUGAGAUUCGAGAGCCCAAUAAACGCUCUAGGAUUUGGCUCGGCUCUUACUCUUCUCCUGUCGCCGCCGCCAGGGCCUACGAUACCGCCGUUUUUUACCUCAGAGGCCCUUCCGCCAGGCUUAAUUUUCCCGAGUUGUUAGCAGGGGAAGGCCGUGGAAUUACUGCCGGUGCCGGGGAUAUGUCGGCGGCUUCUAUACGGAAGAAAGCCACGGAGGUUGGGGCAAGAGUGGAUGCUCAGGAGAGUUCCUUGGGCCAACAGAGUCGGAGCCAUCAUUCCCACACAUCGGCAUCUCCGCCAGAGACGAAAGGGUGCAGCGGGUUCUUGGAUCGGGUGGAUUUGAACAAAUUACCCGACCCGGAAGAAGAAGAUGAAGAAGGGGAUGGUGAGUUCGAGUGGGAGAGAGUCGAGAGACACUGAAAUGAAAUUCAAACACAACAACUCAGGAAUUGGGGAUUUUUUUUCUCUUAUUCAAAGGCGCCAACACGCGCCGCCGAGGGACACUCAUUAGGGAGACCAAAUUGUAAUCAAACCAGGUAAUAGAGGAAGAGGAAGAGGAGAUUUGAUAUUGGUUAAUUAAUUUUGAGGGAUGCAAUGUUACUUUGUGUAGUAUUGUCUGGGUCUUCCACAUCAUCAAUGAUUCAAGUUGUAGGACUGAUCCAAAAAUUGCAAAAUUGGCCAAAUGUAGGAAUUUUACAACCGACACACAUCGAAUUUAGGUUUACAAUGAAUUAAUGGCUAUUUACUUUUGAUUGAAACGGGUGGAUUUAAUUUAAGCCUUUGAGAUUGGACGUCCAAAACCAAUCCACCUCUUAAUUAAUCUAUAUGAUGUACUACCUUCCAAACCCAAAUCCGAAGCCAGUUGUACUAUAUUAUGGUUACAAUGGUAGAUUUGUUGUAACAAAACAUUAAUUGUUAUAACUUUAGAUACUUAGAAUUAAAGAUUGUUACAAUUAGUUUUGCUUCUACGGCAA